Molecule: messenger RNA, 845 nt
Organism: Trypanosoma cruzi
Lineage: Eukaryota; Euglenozoa; Kinetoplastea; Trypanosomatida; Trypanosomatidae
Product: 6-phosphogluconate dehydrogenase, decarboxylating, putative
Exons: 1
Biological process (GO): pentose-phosphate shunt, oxidative branch; pentose-phosphate shunt
Cellular component (GO): cytosol
Molecular function (GO): NADP binding; phosphogluconate dehydrogenase (decarboxylating) activity
Source: RefSeq, a predicted model, not a curated record
UAUGGGGCGAGGCCUUUGACAUUCUUCGGGCAAUGGGGUUAAGCAACGAUGAGGUGGCUGCUGUAUUUGAGGACUGGAAAGCUAAGGGGUUUUUGACUUCAUAUAUGCUCGAUAUUUCCAUCGUCGCCGCGCGUGCCAAGGUUGCGGAUGGCAGCCAUCUUUCUGAACACGUCAAGGACUGUAUUGGUUCUAAAGGCACGGGUCUAUGGUCUGCGCAGGAAGCGCUAGAGGUUGGUGUACCCGCACCAAGUCUAAACAUGGCUGUGUUGUCACGGCAGAUGACAAUGUACAAGUCGGAACGUGAGCUAAAUGCAAAGACACUUCCUUUUGUUCUAAAAGUCCCUGGAUACGCAAUAAAGGACAAGAGUCCCAACGCACCAGAGAUUCGACAACUCUACCAUGCUGUUUCCAUCGCGAUUAUAGCGUGCUAUGCGCAAAUGUUUCAAUGCCUCCGAGCUCUGGAUAAAGUGUAUGAUUUUGGUUUGGAUCUUCCAGCCACCAUUGCCACUUUCCGCGCCGGUUGCAUUUUGAAGGGUUAUCUCCUUCAGCCUAUGACGGAGGCCUUCGCAAAGAAUGUAAAUCUAAGUAACCUGAUGUGUGCCUUUGAAAAGGAAAUAACAGAAGGACUGCAGAGCUACCGCGAUAUCUUGGGUUUUAUCACUUCCAAGACAGCCUUGACGCUCCCUGUGCUCUCAGCCUCUCUGGUGUACGUUAAUGGGAUGUUUACCCCGACGCUAAGGUACGGUCAACUUGUUUCUUUGCAAAGGGAUGUAUUUGGCCGCCACGGAUACGAGCGGCUAGACAAGGAGGGCCGUGAAUCCCACCAAUGGCCGGAGCUACAGUGA